AUGACCGAGUCCAUAGGCAAUCAGACCAAGCAUGACUCCGACGAAGAAUCGGACAUGCAGCCAGCGAGUUGGUCAGAGGCUAUCAAGGAUCUCCUACGGCAGAUUACAACCGAGGUUACCGAAAAAGAAUGGCUCAGAAGGCCUUCACAAAUCGAGAGGACGAUUCGGUUUAUCGAUGAAGACGUCGAGAAAGGUCGCCAAGAGGCAUCCGAUUCGCGUACGUCACCGCGCCACCUCCACCAGCUGCGGAUGCUCAUCGGCGGUCGGGUCGACCUUCUCGACGACCGCGGCGGUUCCAUAAGCGCAGACCUGGCAGAACCCGCCGAGCUCGCCGCUCUCGAAGCGCAUGGCGAUGACGGCGUUGCCGCCGCGACUCUGGGUCUCGGCGACGAGGCGGCCGAUGGCGUCGUUGCGCGCGCUGUACAGCAGCGUCGUGAAGCCCCUGAGCUCGCCGCCGAUGACGGACUUGAGCACCAUGCCGGUGCCGGUGGCCCAGUUGCGCGAGCGCACCGUCAGGCCGUAGACGACGCCCAGCACGCGCACGACGCGGUAGCCCGGCACGUCGAACAUGGUCGUCGUGAUGACGCCGUUGGUCUCGGUGUAGCAGUGCAGGUCCUGGAGGUCGGGGCCCCGGGCCGGUGGUUCGGUGUUUGGGGAGGCGCUGGUGGUGCUCAUUGCGUCUAG
This is a messenger RNA of Pyricularia pennisetigena, 684 nucleotides long. RefSeq lists its product as uncharacterized. NCBI's taxonomy places the organism in Eukaryota, Fungi, Ascomycota, Sordariomycetes, Magnaporthales, Pyriculariaceae. The record is from RefSeq and is a predicted model, not a curated record. Bases 1 to 684 code for a protein of 227 amino acids. The transcript is spliced from 2 exons.